AUGGAUUCCAUCAGUGUUGUUAAUGUUCUGCAGGGUCCUCCAGGUCCUACGGGGCGGCAGGGCCCUCCAGGCCCCCCUGGCUUUCCGGGCCCCCAGGGGCCUGCAGGAGAGAAGGGCCAGAGAGGAGAUGAGGGGCCAAUAGGAGCUGCAGGACCGAAAGGAGACGUGGGAAGUGCUGGUGUUCCUGGUUUUCCAGGUUUAGAAGGACUCCCGGGUCACCCGGGUCCUGCCGGAGGACCUGGUUUUCCUGGGCUGGACGGAUGUAAUGGAACCAGAGGAGACAGAGGAGGUCCUGGACUUCCUGGAGAAUUUGGACCUGACGGAGAACGGGGUUUACCAGGACUGAAGGGAUUUCGGGGAGAUCCAGCGGUCUUCUUCAUACAGUACGCUGGAACAACUGGGGAAGUCGGGCCCCGUGGACUUCGUGGUCUGCCGGGUGAACAAGGUCGCCCUGGUCCGAUCGGAGCUCCGGGUCCUGCAGGACUGGACGGGACCAACGGUUUCCCUGGUCGGCCUGGUUCCAGGGGUUCACCUGGGGAAAAAGGUCGAUCCCUGCCCGGACAGAAAGGAGAUGAGGGUGAGCAGGGCCCCCAGGGGCCACCGGGGCCGUUUGAGUACGUCGACCCUCCAGAAGACCUGUACAUCAAAGGAGAACAGGGUCCUCAAGGUGUUAAAGGUGUCUGUGGAGUUCAGGGACAGCCGGGUUUGGACGGUCUGCCAGGGAUCAAAGGAGAGAAGGGGAUUCUGGGGUUUCCUGGACCCAGGGGAUUAUCUGGUUACACCGGGCUGCUCGGAGAGAAAGGGUUCAAGGUGGGUCAACAAACCGUCUUU
Molecule: messenger RNA, 831 nt
Organism: Micropterus dolomieu (smallmouth bass)
Lineage: Eukaryota; Metazoa; Chordata; Actinopteri; Centrarchiformes; Centrarchidae
Product: collagen alpha-2(IV) chain-like
Exons: 13
Source: RefSeq, a predicted model, not a curated record